AUGUCAAAAAACAGCGAAAAUAUUGAUACCCCAAAAGAUAAUAGCAAAGAAACAGAAAAUUAUAGAGAAAGUGUUGAAUGUUUAAUCUCGCUUGUAUUUGGGAUUAUAUUUUUAGUAUCAGGAAAUUUUGAGAUGGAUUCAAAUAUUAUUAAUUAUAUCUCGACAUCUUUUUCGGGAAUUUUAAGUCUUUCUAGUAUUUUUGGGACUCUGGUGUUUCUUAAAAAACUCAUUUUUACGAGUAAAUUAGAAGCAAUGGAUGCAUUAUAUAUCGAAGAAGACGCCUUAAAGAUCCCUCGAAACUCGAAACAAUGGAGAAUUAAAAAUCUGGAGGACAGCAUAAAGGAGCUUGACAAUAUAAUUCAGAAACUUAAUUCCGCGGAAUAUAGACGUGGCCUUAUUACUUACUUUAUGCAAAAUUUGAUAGCCAUAAAAAAUGAAAUGUUGGAAAGGAAAUAUGAAAAAGGAACACUUACAGGGAAGGAUAAAGUGGAAGUCGUUGAAGAAGAUGCGGAGACAGAUAAAGAGGAAGGUAUUGAAGAAAGUACGGUGAAAGACAAAGAUAUUAUUGAAGAAAGUACGAGGAAAGACAAAUUUAAUUUGGAGAAUCCGAGUAAUCAAAAUGCAACGACUGAUAUGGUUGGAGAAGCUAAUAAUAGACAUCCAGAAUUCGAUUACAUUCAACAUUUAUCAUUUUCAUACGCACGUCAUGCUAUGAUGACAAAAUUUAAAAGAAUUGUAGAGAUGAACGAAAUGGAAAAAAAAGGAGAGGUCGAUGAAGAAAUUUAUCGAAUAGAGUUAUACUUUUUAAAAAAACUAGUCGAAAAUUUACAAUCAGCGCUUAAACGUUUGUUUAUAUGGUUCCUUGUAUUUUCUCUCAUUCUUAUUGUACUGGUGAUAAUUUCAAUUCACUACUUGAUUCAAAAAACCGAUGGAUACAUUUUCAAAAUUGUAGACAUAACUCUUAUUUGCUUUUCGACCACAGGCAUAUAUUGUGUAUUAAUUGUUUUGGUUUUUGCCAAACAUCAUCCAGUUAUCAAAAAUAAUCAAGGACUUUUUUUCGAAGGCAAUUUUACUUUAAUAGGAAGUGUAAAAACAUCUGUUCCCCUUUAUUAUAAUGUUAUACUCUUUUCGAUUAUUAUUGGUCUUUAUGGCGUUGUUUCAUUUGAGAAACGUCAUUAUGAUCGUAAAUAUAGAUGUAUUGUAGUGAAAAGAAUAGGGAUUAAUGCCAAAGAGAUGAUGCAUAUCAAACGCCUCAUUUAUGGCUACAAUGCCGAUCAAAUCGUAUAA
This is a messenger RNA of Acaulospora morrowiae, 1287 nucleotides long. The record is from the annotation of a GenBank genome assembly. Lineage: Eukaryota; Fungi; Glomeromycota; Glomeromycetes; Diversisporales; Acaulosporaceae.